Molecule: messenger RNA, 1380 nt
Organism: Trichobilharzia regenti
Lineage: Eukaryota; Metazoa; Platyhelminthes; Trematoda; Strigeidida; Schistosomatidae
Source: the annotation of a GenBank genome assembly
AUGAGAUCUGAAGUAGAUAAUUAUGAUGAAGCAACUAGUUGGAAUGAAAAUGUUUAUGUACGUACACCAUCCGUUAACAACUUAAGGGUGAGUAGAUUUCGACGUACUGCUUCAAAAGCAUGUCUAUUCAAUAUAAUAACCACGAUAGCUUUAAUUAUAACAGCAUUAAUUGCGCUUGCUUAUGCUCUAUCAUACUAUGGUAUAUGGAAUAGUAGAUCGCAUUUAGAUGUUGUCAGUAUAUUCUGUGGACAAAUUAAAGGUGUUCAACAGAAUAAAUAUGUAAUGAGCUUUCUUGGGAUACCUUACGCAUUACCACCAAUUGAUGAAAAUCGAUUCAAACCUCCUCUACAGUUGUCUUCAAAAGAAUUGUGUCAAAAAGCCUGGGAUUUGAGUAAUAUAACAGUGGUAAAUACAGUUUAUUAUGCACAACAUUAUAAACCGCCGUGUUUACAACUUCAACCAAAAUCUAAACAUAAUGAAUUUAUAGGAAGUGAAAAUUGUCUUUAUUUGAAUGUACAUGUUCCGAUUACUAAUAAGAAAUCAACAGAAAAUCUUAAACCAGUAAUUGUUAUCUUAGAUGGAUUAUUUUUUAUGUACAAUAAUGAACCGAAACAACCAAGUACAGAUACAAUAUACAAAACAGAUGCAAUACAUGUUACAUUCAAUCAUCGUAUUGGUCCAUUUGGAUUUUUACCACAUCCAAAUAAAAAGACACCAAAUCUUGGAUUACAUGAUCAAUUAUUAGUUUUAAAAUGGAUACGUAAUAAUAUUGUUCAUUUCGGUGGGGAUCCAUUGAAUGUGAUCUUAUUUGGUUAUGGAUCUGGUGCAACAUGUGCUUUAACUUUACUCUAUAGUCCAAUAAGUAAUCAUUUGUUUGACAAAUUGUGGAUUACAGCACCAGGAUUAAGUUUAUCAAAUAUUACUACAGAUGAAGUAAUACAUAAAACAAAUCAAGCAUUAAAUUGUCAAAAAGAAUUUAAUCCAAAUUUCUGUUCAAGUCAAAAAUUUCAAAACUCGCAGAAUAUUUUAAAUUUAUGGAAUUGGACAAUUGUUGAACCCUGGUUAAUCAAAACAAUACUCAGUCUACCUUCUAUACACGACUUGAAUAUGCCACAAACAGAUAAAUUCAUAAAUAUUUUAAUUAAUGACGAUAAAUUUGUGAGCACUGAUAUGUGGAAUAAAAUUGCUCAAAGUAAUAUUAAACCAAUGGUUAUUGGACAGACAUCGCAUGAAGUUUCAGUUUAUCCAACACCGAAAACAGUACCAUUUUGGAAUAAAGUGUUUUACAAAAACUACAUUUUAAAGAGAUUAAAACGUAAUGCUUUUAACCCUUCAAAUCAGUAUUAUGAGGAGCUUUUAUCGAAGUCUUUAUCAGUUUAA